Stegostoma tigrinum is the source of this 1596-nucleotide messenger RNA. RefSeq names its product gap junction gamma-1 protein-like. The transcript is spliced from 4 exons. Gene Ontology annotation, biological process: cell communication. The record is from RefSeq and is a predicted model, not a curated record. Lineage: Eukaryota; Metazoa; Chordata; Chondrichthyes; Orectolobiformes; Stegostomatidae. Bases 296 to 1432 code for a protein of 378 amino acids. Gene Ontology annotation, cellular component: connexin complex.
UCCUCUUUCUCUGCCAGCUUUUUUCUGUUUGUCUUCUUCUUGCGUGGUCUUUGUUUGAGAGAGAGAGAGAGAGGCAGAGCAAGACAGAGUGUGCGUCUUUGUGUAUCUUGCACUUGGGACUGAGAGGGAGAGGUUCCCGGACUUUGGAAAAGGAUGCACAUGGUACCCAAUCCUAACAUUGAGGAAGCCUCUGCACGUGUAAUACCGGCAGCUGGAGCAGAGAACAUCCUCAGCCCAUCAUGAGGAGGAAGACAUGAAGGAAGUGUUUUUGUGCUGAAGGUCUCACUCUUCCACAAUGAGUUGGUCCUUCCUGACAAGACUCCUUGAGGAGAUCCAUAACCACUCCACGUUUGUUGGCAAGGUCUGGCUGACAGUCCUCAUUGUCUUCCGCAUUGUUUUGUUGGCAGUUGGCGGUGAGCCUAUCUACCAUGAUGAACAAAGCAAGUUCACAUGUAAUACUCAGCAACCAGGUUGUGAGAACGUUUGCUACAAUUCCUUUGCACCCCUUUCCCACGUCCGAUUCUGGGUCUUCCAGAUCAUCAUGAUCUCAGUGCCAUCCAUCAUGUACCUUGGCUAUGCCAUACACCGGAUAGCCCGGAUGGAGGGUGCCCAGCCAAAACCCAAGAGAAAGAUGCCCAUUGUGCAUCGGGGAGCUGCCCGGGAUUAUGAGGAGGCAGAGGGUGAUGACGAGGAGGACCCCAUGGUCUGCGAGGAGAUUGAGCAUGAACCCGAGACUGAGGCUGACAAGAAAACGCCCGAGAAGAAGCCACAUGAUGGCAGGAGGCGUAUCAAGGAAGAUGGACUUAUGAAGAUGUAUGUCUUCCAGCUCCUGAUGAGAACUUUGUUUGAAAUGGGUUUCCUGGCUGGCCAAUACUUUCUGUACGGUUUUGAGGUGCUUCCUGGCUUUGUGUGCAGUACGAUUCCUUGUCCAUAUACCGUCGACUGUUUUGUGUCACGUCCCACAGAGAAAACCAUCUUCCUGUUGAUCAUGUAUGUGGUCAGUAGUCUCUGCUUAUUGCUCAACUUUGCUGAGCUCUUCCACCUUGGCCUCGGUGGCAUCAGGGAUGGCUUGAGGGGCAGGCGGCAGGCCUCCCGUUCCCACCGCCCCUCCAAGAGUACCCCUUAUGCCCCUCCAGGCUAUCACUCUGUGCUUCGCAAAGACAAGACCAAGCUGGGCAAUGGAAAUGUGCCGUACCGGGACAACCUUGGUGGACUAGGGCCAGGGAACUUUGAGAUGUCCGAGGCAGUUCAUCGACACUUAAAGCUUGCACAGGAGCAGCUGAACAUGGCGUAUCGGGCAUCAGGAGAGCUCCCUCACCAACCGAGGAGUGGCAGCCCUGAGUCAAAUGGCACAGCUGUUGAGCAGAACCGACUGAACUUUGCUCAGGAGAGGGAUGGCGCCUGUGCCGACAAAGCAGGUCUGCGUGGGUGAUGCAGAUGGAACGGGCUCUUCAACCUUGAGAUUUGGAGAGAGUCAACGCUUGAAGCAACUAGGGACCUCAACUGGAAAGAUUCACAUUUCAUUCUCACUCUUUCGGCUUAAAUAUCACCAACUUGUAAAACUACUGGAAUGAGCCGGAUUGGGAGGGGACACUG